Molecule: messenger RNA, 1798 nt
Organism: Chara braunii
Lineage: Eukaryota; Viridiplantae; Streptophyta; Charophyceae; Charales; Characeae
Source: the annotation of a GenBank genome assembly
CGCGGACCUCGCCGUUUGGGCCUUGGCCUUUUGCAGUCGGGCCUCAGAGAAGUUGGCGAGUACCAGCGCACUUUGAAAAGUUGGACGAUACCUGGUAUAUCUCAACUUAUGGGGGUAUCUUGCAAAUUAUCCCUAUUAAACCAAAAAAAAAAAAAAAAAGACACGAGGAGAAAAAUGAAAUCAUUCAUUUUUCUCAUUCCUCUUCCAACUCCCCCUCCACCGUGCCUCUCACGUACAAGGCUCGCCACGUUGAUGAAGUUGAGCGCGAGCUGCCCGCAUCCCCGUGUGCCCUAAUGGCCCACUUGUGUACUGUGAAAAAAUGCAGAGCAAAGGGCGAGGGGAUAAACACACACAAGAGAGCUGGAGAGAAGACAAAGCAUAAAAGGGCAAAGGGAAAGUAAGGAGUGUGGAAUGAAGAUGCAGGCAAAGGAGAGGAUAAGCAAAGGCUCAAACCAAGAGCUUAAACAUAGACAGGGAGUUAACAGAAACUCCACACAGCGCAAUGGCUUUCCUCACGACGGCAUACCAGCAUUUAACCAGUGCGACAAAAGCACAAUUUGCACAAGAUACCAUCACUGAGCAACAAGAAAUGAUAGCUGCAUGAUUGCCUGCUCUGCUCUGAUUGACAAGUAUGUUUCCCAUUCUGGCUGGGCGAUGGAGCAAGGAGGGAACACCUUGGUGGUUUCUCAGAACUUCCACAAAGACGGCGACGCCACGAGAAACAAAAAGGAUCCUGAAAAUUUCACACAGAUACAGAGACACAAACAAUGAACUUUCCUUGACAUCAUGCCUUAUUGCUUUCACACACAUUUGUCCACCAGCCCCCACCCGCUUCUUUUUAUUUCCGAGCAGAUGCAUUAGUGUGUGCCUCUGUCUAUGUGUGUGUGUGUGUAUGUGUGUGUGUGUGUGUGUGUGUGUGUGUGUGUGUGUGUGUGUGUGUGUGUGUGUGCAUGUGCAUUUAUGCAAGCGGUGCAUGCAGUGCGUGUGUGUGUGUGUGUGUGUAUGUCUGUGAACUGUGUACGAAUGCGUCUGCAUGUAUCCUGUGUGUGCUCCUGCGCUUGAAAGUGUAUGUCUCUCCUCGAUCAUGUGUGCUCACGUGUGCACUCAUGUGUGUAGUGCGUGUUCAUGCGUGCAUCUGUGCAUGUGCUCAGGUGUGUGUGUGUGUGUGUGUGUGUGUGUGUGUGUGUGUUUUCUACGCUUAUGCUUGUGUGUGUGUGUGUGCGUUCUAUGCGUAUGCUUUUGUGCGAGUCUGUGAACGUGCAUGUGUGCCUCAUGUAUGUGUCCAUGCAUAUGCUUGUGUGUGUGUGCAUGUGUGGGUAUGCAUGUGCUGGAUGUGGGAGUGCAAAUUUGCGCAUUUAUUAUUUUCAUUUCACUAUUAAGUUAAUUCCUUCCUUGUCAGUGGGAGCCACAAGAGAGGAGCAUCCUCGCCUUUUUGUCAUACGCUUUGGCAUGAUGAUAAACGCCAAAAUCUGCCAGCAGGGCCCUGCAAGCACCCAGACAGUUUCCUUGCUGCCAGCUGCAGUCCAAGGUGGUAAUGGGAGCAUGCUGUCGCCGAGCAGCCCCGUGUCACAAUGCACCCCUGUUGCAACAGCAGUCGCCUCUCAUGCUGUGCAAGCGCAGGGAGGUUUGAAACCCUCCUCAUCCAAACUCCUUGCUACGCGUCAUUUGUUUUCAGAGCAACAACCUCAGCGAAAGCGCCCAAGUCCUCCUCACCAAAUUGCUCAGCAAUGAGAUAGUAAACAUAGUGCGCAUCUCAUCUCUACGCAGCCGAGGCUCGGAGUAAAAUAGAAAACCUGAA